This is a messenger RNA of Apaloderma vittatum (bar-tailed trogon), 1611 nucleotides long. Its product is annotated as protein broad-minded-like. The transcript has 14 exons. The annotation marks the transcript as partial. The record is from RefSeq and is a predicted model, not a curated record. NCBI's taxonomy places the organism in Eukaryota, Metazoa, Chordata, Aves, Trogoniformes, Trogonidae. Gene Ontology annotation, biological process: non-motile cilium assembly.
AUGUCUCGCUUUACAAGUGAAGAUGAAGCUCUGUUACAGUCUAUGCUCAGACAGUUGCUGCAGAGUGUGAAGGAAAAAAUCACUGGAGCCCCAUCAGUAGAAUGCGCAGAAGAGAUCCUCUUGCAUUUGGAGGAGACAGAUGAGAAUUUUCACAACUAUGAGUUUGUGAAAUACCUUAGGCAGUAUAUAAAUAAUACUGUGGGAUCUGUGAUUGAGGAAGAAACAGAAAAAUGUACCUCUGCUCAAAAUCAAGGUGAAGUAUCUGGCUAUGACACACUUGUACAACAUGUUACGAAGAAGACCCGUGAAUCAAAAGAAUACAGAGAAAUGAUGCAUGCCUUGAAGAAUGUCAUGAUGGUUGUGGUAGAAUCUUUGAUUAACAAGUUUGAAGAAGAUCGGAUGCGUAAUAAGGAGCUGGAUAGUAGAAAAAAGAACGGACGUCAGAGUGGCUAUUACACAGACAACUGUUCUGACAGUGACUCUUCAUUCAACCAAAGUUACACGUUCAUGAGCCAAGAACAAUUGCAGCUGCUCGCAGAAAGACUUGAUCCUAUUCAGCCUAAGGAAGUUCGCCGAGAAGCGUUGCAGACACUGUGCUUUGCCCCUGCCUCUGAUGUACUGAACUCUGAGAGUUGGCCAAAUCUGCGUAAGCACCUGACAGUGUCUCUGUCGGACCCUGAUGUAACAUUCAGUGAUAAAAUUCUUAGGUUCUAUGCAAAAACCUUUUCUUCUUCAUUUAAUGUGGCAAGAGAAGUCUAUACAAGUUUAGUGAGACACUUGGAGUUGUACUUUCUUUCUGGAGAAUAUUCUCUUCGUGUUUCAGCUGGUCUGGAUGUAUCUGACACAGAAAUAAAUCGUUUACUUAAAAAGGUCCGCCUUUUAAAUGAGUACCAAAAGGAAGCGCCAUCUUCCUGGAUUCGUUAUCCAGAAAAGUACAUGGAAGAAGUAGUGGAGAGUACCUUGUCACUUUUGUCGGUAAAGCAUGACCCUAGUCAUCCUGCCUCUCCAGAUUUUUUGAGUCCAAUCUACUUCUUGGCUCUGAUAGAUAUCAAGGCAGUAUGGUUUAAAAAGUGGACGCAUGCAUAUUACAGCCGGACAGUGGUACUUAGGCUUUUGGAAAAGAAAUAUAAAUCUUUGGUUAUUGCAGCUGUCCAGCAAUGUCUUGAUUAUUUUGAAUUUUGCAAGGCAGCCAUGAAUAGAAGUUCCAGAGUCAAUGACUUCUCCCAGCUGCACUCUAGUGAUAAGCAGAACUUUUCUUACACUGGACCAGAAUUGCAGUAUGUCUGUUUUGUUCAUUCACUGUGCCUUUUAGGAAGAUUGUUGAUAUAUAAGCAAGGCCGAAAUAUCUUUCCAGUACAGCUGAAAAGUAAAAAAGAUGGUGUUUCCGUAACUGAUCUGUUGGUAUUAUUUACUCAGCUUAUUUAUUACUCUCCAAGUUACCCGAAGAUAGCUGUGGCAGCUCAUACAGACAAUUACUCUCCAGCAAGUCUUGUUAUGGAGAUUCUGCAAGUUUUCUGUGAUCAAACGGGAUGUGCUGCUGAAUGUUUAUAUACCGAUGCAGUGAUAGAUGCCCUACUUCAUCCUGUGCAAAGUUUACUGAGUGGCACAGAG